Arabidopsis arenosa is the source of this 1211-nucleotide messenger RNA. The record is from the annotation of a GenBank genome assembly. NCBI's taxonomy places the organism in Eukaryota, Viridiplantae, Streptophyta, Magnoliopsida, Brassicales, Brassicaceae.
AAAAAGCUUGAAACAGAGGAUUUAGCUAGAGAGGAUUUAGCGAGAGAGAGAGAGAGAGGUUGAAGAAGAUGACUAGUGGAGGAGGAUACGGAGAUCCAUCGCAGAAGAUUGAUUAUGUGUUCAAAGUGGUGUUGAUCGGCGAUUCAGCGGUUGGGAAAUCGCAGAUACUGGCUCGUUAUGCGAGAGACGAGUUUAGUUUGGAUUCUAAGGCCACCAUCGGCGUUGAAUUUCAGACUCGGACGCUUGUUAUUGAUCACAAGAGUGUUAAGGCUCAGAUCUGGGAUACCGCCGGCCAAGAACGAUACAGAGCGGUAACGAGUGCAUAUUACCGAGGAGCGGUUGGGGCGAUGUUGGUGUAUGACAUAACCAGACGCCAAACCUUUGACCAUAUACCAAGAUGGCUAGAAGAAUUGCGUGCUCAUGCAGACAAGAACAUUGUGAUCAUCCUUAUUGGGAACAAGUCAGAUCUUGUUGAUCAACGAGCUAUACCGACCGAAGAUGCUAAAGAAUUUGCGGAGAAAGAAGGUUUAUUCUUCUUGGAGACGUCUGCAUUUAACGCAACCAAUGUUGAGAGCGCUUUCUCCACGGUUUUGACUGAGAUCUUCAACAUUGUGAACAAGAAAAGUUUUGCCGCGAGUGAAGAUCAAGAGAACGGUAAUCCCGGGUCGCUUGCUGGUAAGAAGAUUGAUAUUGUUCCAGCAGCAUUUGUUGAAGCUGAUAAUGCUGAGGAAAUAAUGGCAAGGAUCGAAACCAAAUCGCAGAAGAUUGAAAGCUUACUCAAACACUACAAACAUGUCGAAGCUCUGAAAACGGCUCUUGAAGGUUCGCCUCUUAAAACUCUCGACGAACGUUGCAAGUCGGCUAAUUGGAUAGUUGUGCGCAAAGCGAUAAUGGCGAUAAAGGAUAUCGACGGAAUGUUGAAUGCUCUUGACGCCGAGUAUUACGACAUUCUCAUGAAGUACUUGUAUAGAGGUCUUUCUACUGGGGAAGAACCCACAUGCGAACAAUGUUUGAUGAUUCACGAGAAACUAACAGAGAGAGCUGGUCUCGGUUGCAUUCUGCGUUGUCUUAGUGAUACUACCAACACCGUUUAAAACCAUCAAGCUGAUGUUUACUUGUUACUUUGUUUCUUGUUUUGUAUGAAUGUUUCUCCCAAAUCUCAAAGCUAAUUCAAUAGAUUAUAGAAAGUGGAAUAAACUGGAGAACCUAAG